This is a messenger RNA of Mytilus trossulus (common blue mussel), 1097 nucleotides long. RefSeq names its product osteoclast-stimulating factor 1-like. NCBI's taxonomy places the organism in Eukaryota, Metazoa, Mollusca, Bivalvia, Mytilida, Mytilidae. The transcript is spliced from 9 exons. Gene Ontology annotation, molecular function: protein binding. Bases 112 to 759 code for a protein of 215 amino acids. The record is from RefSeq and is a predicted model, not a curated record. Gene Ontology annotation, biological process: signal transduction.
AAGUGGGCGUGGUUUCCCGUAAGAGCGCAUGUCUGGUAUGAUGUUGUUGUAAACUUCCGACUUCCGUGUUGCAUCCUAAGGAAGAGAAAAACUUACAGAAACUUCACAGAAAUGUCGAAACCACGACCUGGCAGACCUCCACCACCCGUUCCAAAACCUGGUCAGGUCAAAGUUUUUCGUUCUUUAUAUCCAUAUACUGCUCAGCAGACUGAUGAGCUGUCCUUUGAUGAAGGUGAUACAUUAUAUAUAUUAGAUAUGACUAGCAGUACUGAUUGGUGGAAAGCAAAAUGUGGCAAUAAGAUAGGGCUUAUACCUAGUAACUAUGUUGAAUCUAGUACAGAAUCUAUAGAUUUCCCUUUACAUGAAGCAGCAAAGAGAGGCAAUGUUCCUUUUCUACAGGAAUGUCUGAAUAAUAAUGUUUCUGUGAAUGGUUUAGAUAAAGCUGGAUCAAUACCUCUACAUUGGGCAUCACAUGGUGGUCAUAUAGACUGUGUAAAGAUCUUACUAGCUGUACCUAAUUGUCAAGUAAAUGUUCAGAACAAAAUAGGAGAUACUCCAGUACACUCAGCAGCAUGGAAAGGUCACCCAGAAGUAGUUAAAUUAUUAAUAGAACAUGGUGCUCAGGUAGAUGUGAGAAAUAAUGAAAGAAAACGUCCAUAUGAUUUAGCUAAAGAUCCUGAAACAUUAGCACAACUCAAAUUAGCAGCUGCACCACGGACAACGUCACAAGAUUAUGGAGAUGAAGAAGACUCAGAUUGAUACUAUUUCAUUGUCAUUUUACUGCCAUAUGUUAUAUUAUAUUUCAUACUUUCACACAAUUUUGUUACAAUAUUAUUUAAAUUUUCAAAUAGGUUAAAACUCAAUUAUUUUAGAAUAAUUACGUGUCAAGUAGAAUUUUUAUAUUUCACAUGCAGGAUUUUCUUACAAUUUUUACAUAUCCCUUUAAAAUUUGUGAAAUUUUUCAUAUUUUUUUCCUAUUUAAAAAAAUCACACUCUAAAACUACAUGAAAAAGGGCAUUUUUCUAUUAAAUUUCAAACUUUUAAACAUGACUUUUACACUAAGCUAUAUAAUUAUGUUAUGAAUUGUGCAGUAGUAA